Molecule: messenger RNA, 1926 nt
Organism: Cladophialophora psammophila CBS 110553
Lineage: Eukaryota; Fungi; Ascomycota; Eurotiomycetes; Chaetothyriales; Herpotrichiellaceae
Exons: 2
Coding region: 1-1926 (641 amino acids)
Source: RefSeq, a predicted model, not a curated record
AUGCGUCGAGCAACCGGUGAUAAGAGGGUCUUCAGCCCAGACGCUCAGUCUCUUCUGCCUCUCUCCAAGCCUAAACUCCACUCUCGAGAUUCUAGCCAUACUAUUGCGAAGCUCACCUCGAGAAAGAUCGUCAAUAUCAUUAUUAGAGCCGCCUCCGCUGCCUUGGGAUUUCUAAUUCUCGGCCAAUUUGCCGUCAUGCCGGCUAUCAAGGCUGUACGGGCUGUUCAGGCGGAUUUAACUGGAGUGCAGCGUAUGUCCAUUGGGAUCAAGAUCACAGAGACGCUGAUCGCUGUCAUUUCCGUGAGCAUUGUCACUGUCGUAUACCGUCUUCUCAUUCGUAGAGGUACUUUGAUGUCUACCACUGCGAUUUACCCUUGUUCUGCGGUCGAGAAGAAUAUAGGGAAGCUGUUGUCUUCUGCGUGGCCUGACUACAGCGGAGAUGUCACCAGAAAUGCAGUAGCUGGAACACAGACGAUCGACCCAGGCUCCAGUGGCGGCUCUGUGCUCGUCCGGGACAAAGACUCCGAACGAAUACGCCUGAUGUACAUUGGGAAGAUGCGCUCGGAUGAAGACGGCAGGCUCAUUGCGAAAGGGCUAUUUGACAGCUGUGCGGAACCCAAAAGUCGCUGCUCGAGAGCCCGGUCAUGGUUGACAAGCGGGUCACCACUGAUGAAGACCAUUGUGCAACUCCUCAUCUGGCAAUGGGCGACUUUCUGGCUAGUCUUGCUUAUGGUGCUAGCAACUCUUAUCUACAAUGGCUUCUUGACUGGAGAAUUGGCCAUCGAUAGUUACCCUCGUCUCACCAUUAUCGUUCUCUACAGUUUAGGCUAUUUGGCUCAUUCGAUCUAUGUGUGGAGGGUGAUCUCCGACUUCCUAACGAAUGUUGGUGCCGGUGCUGCUUGGAGCCUCCUGGAACGAGCAAAUUUCGUCGUUUGUCAUCACCACGAUCUCCGCCGACAUCCAACUGGCAGACCCUUUAGCUUCAGAGGAAUCGACAAGGCGAGUAAAGAGCACGUCCCCACCAUGUAUGAGGCCGUCUUUAGGCACGAGACGGCCAGCCCAAAGGAUGCGCACGACGAACCCAUUGUGGACGACUACAGAUCAGACUAUGCGUCCGAUGAUCCCCAGGCUGUCAAAGCCGCAUUGGCCACGAUAGAGAAAGCACAGGAGGAUGAGAGAGACGCCGCUCGAGACGCCGCUAAGCUUGCUCUUGAUCGUGUUAUGUCGAACGUGAUGAUCGUGACAGGAAUUAUUUUGUCCUCUGGUUUCUCAUCCUGGACAUCUAACCAAGCUACUGAGAAUACCCCCAAUAACUUCAAUUCGCAGCAAAUCGGGUCUUUGGCACUGCUAACAUCUCUGUCUUUGGGGGCAGCCGCGAUGUUUACGUCCGCUAUGCAUCUCAGCGUUAUGGAAUCGUCAUUCAACACAAUAUUGUCUCUCAAGGAAACAAAGAUCAACGGCCAAGCCGUCGAUCAUUACAAGAAGCGUUCGAGCACAAGCAGCGCCCUGUCAUUCACGAACCACGACUCCGAUGUCAGCAGCAGCACCACUGGCCACGCGGGCAAUCUGACUGCAUGUAGAAUCGGCUUCAUGGACAUUCUUACCAUGACAAAAGCCUCCGAUAUUGCACACGUGUUCUUCUUGGGUCCGGCAUAUACAUUGUUACCGGAUAAACAGGACCACAUCCGUACAUCAAGGAAUCUCCAGUUUGACCUGUUCGCCGAGGUGCGCGGUAACACAGUUGUUCUGACUACCCAGCCCACCAACGAACACGCACUUACAGGGGAGGGUACCAAUGUUGAGGCGGUCAAUGUCUGCUUACUGCCACAAGGUGCAAUGAAAUCGACGCUUGCAGGUUCUGAGGAUACGCACGGAAAAUCAAACUCCCACGCUUCAGAAAAGCCACUUGUUUGUGAUCAGGUUUGA